GGAGCCUCGGGUGGCGGGAAGAGCCGGCGUAGGAAUGGAGGUGCAAGAGAGCUGUUGUGGCGCGGCCGAGAGUGGGGCGCCGGAGCCCUCGGCUGUCCCCAGCAAGACCGCGGGCGGCGCCGGCCACUACGAACUGCCGUGGGUUGAAAAAUACAGACCAAUAAAGCUGAAUGAAAUAGUCGGCAAUGAAGACACAGUGAGCAGGCUGGAGGUCUUUGCGAAAGAAGGCAAUGUGCCCAAUAUCAUCAUCGCUGGUCCCCCAGGAACCGGCAAAACGACCAGCAUCCUCUGCUUGGCGAGAGCACUGCUGGGCCCGGCGCUGAAGGAUGCAGUUCUGGAGCUCAAUGCAUCAAAUGACAGGGGAAUUGAUGUGGUGAGGAAUAAAAUCAAAAUGUUCGCCCAGCAGAAGGUCACCCUUCCCAAGGGCCGACACAAGAUCAUCAUUUUGGAUGAAGCAGACAGCAUGACAGACGGUGCUCAGCAGGCCCUCAGGAGGACCAUGGAAAUCUACUCCAAGACGACCCGCUUCGCUCUGGCUUGUAAUGCUUCAGACAAAAUCAUAGAACCCAUCCAGUCACGCUGUGCAGUGCUCCGCUACACCAAGCUCACUGAUGCUCAGGUCCUCACCAGGCUCAUGAAUGUCAUCGAGAAGGAAAACGUGCCAUACACAGAUGAUGGCCUGGAAGCCAUUAUCUUCACAGCCCAAGGGGACAUGCGCCAGGCACUGAACAACCUGCAGUCAACCUUCUCGGGAUUCGGCUAUAUCAACAGCGAGAAUGUGUUCAAGGUCUGUGACGAGCCCCACCCCCUGCUGGUGAAGGAGAUGAUCCAGCACUGCGUGGAUGCCAACAUUGAUGAGGCUUAUAAGAUUCUUGCUCACCUGUGGCACCUGGGCUAUUCACCAGAGGACGUCAUCGGGAACAUUUUCCGAGUGUGUAAAACCUUUCCAAUGGCCGAAUACUUGAAACUGGAAUUCAUCAAGGAGAUUGGAUACACUCACAUGAAAGUGGCGGAAGGUGUGAACUCCUUGCUGCAGAUGGCUGGGCUCCUGGCCAGGCUGUGUCAGAAGACCAUGGCUCCAGUGUCCAGUUGAGAUGAAAUGAGGAGGGUCCUUGCCACUGAGACACUGAUGGUCCAGCUGUCCAGUCGUGGGAGAUGUGCCCAAGACAUAGUACAUGCUCACUUCGUUUUUUGUUCUGGGAGAACAGGGUCUCUUGUAGCCCAGGCUGGCUUUGAACCCCUGCUGCUGUGCCUAACCUUGAACUGCUGACCCUCCUGCUUCUGCCUCCUGAGUGCUGGGGACGGCACCUGAGCACGCUGGCGGCUGUGUGACUGAGCUCAAGGGUUUCCACUUCUGCUCUUUUAUCUGAAUUCACCUGCAGGCCUGAUAUGGGGCGUGUCGGGAAGGUCCCCAACCUCCUCAGUCUCAGGAUUUUGACCUGUAAUGCUUAACUGCUUGAGGCCUUGAGGAAACCAGCGUCUUGCUUCGACCUGGUGUCCCCUGCUAGUAGAAACAGUGCCCGCGGCCAGCGACAGCGCAGCGGGUGAAGUGCUGGCCUGGCACCUGACCACCUGCAUGCCAUCUCCAGAGCCCACGAGAGGCAGAAGAGAGCUGACACCACAGAGACAGACGUUCUCUGUGCGCAGAGUGCAGUGGCGCACACCUUUAGUCCCAGUGCUUGGAGACAGGCAGGAGGAUCUCUGCAAGCUCAAGAACUACAUAGACUUGUCUCAAUAAAAGAUGUCAUUUAGGCCCUGCAUACAUGCACACACAAUAAUAAGUAAAAUUAUAAAAAUAAAUUUAAGAAAUGAA
Messenger RNA from Microtus oregoni (creeping vole), 1813 nucleotides. RefSeq names its product replication factor C subunit 2 (gene Rfc2). The transcript is spliced from 11 exons. Gene Ontology annotation, cellular component: DNA replication factor C complex; nucleus. Lineage: Eukaryota; Metazoa; Chordata; Mammalia; Rodentia; Cricetidae. The coding region runs from base 35 to 1093 and encodes 352 amino acids. Gene Ontology annotation, biological process: DNA repair; DNA-templated DNA replication. The record is from RefSeq and is a predicted model, not a curated record. Gene Ontology annotation, molecular function: DNA clamp loader activity; DNA binding; ATP hydrolysis activity.